AUCACUUGUCUGUUUGUCAGUUCCCGACGUGCAGAGCAGCUGUGAGGACCCGCUGGCCCGGGCUGCAGCGUUAGAGAGGCGAUCUCAGCAUCAGAUCCCACGUCUUUGCACUGACGGAUCACUCCCCUUCUUCUCCGAUCCUCUGUGCUUGUAUUUAAGCGCUGUUCGGGGAGGAUUCUUUGUGCGCGAAGCAUAAAACAGAGCGCUGCUGCCCGUACCUGCGAAUGAAGCUUGUGCGGAGCAUCGGAGAUCAGCGCUGAGGGGAUGUGAUAUAUGAGAGGAUUCAGUGCAUAUCGGAUGCUGCAUCUCCUCCUCCUGCUGCUGCAGCCUUAAAACUCGCACAUCGGGGGCACUGGGAAUCUUUUCCUGCUUCUGCUAAAUAUUUAUUCUCUGCGGAGAAACCCACACUGGAUCUUUUGCCUCCUUCAAUUUAUCUGAAGGCUUUUUGUGUCGCUCUUUAUUGUAACCUGCCCCGUGGAGUUUACAGGAUUCAUCACAAAUGCUCUUGUUUUUUGUUUCUCUAUUUAUUAUUUAAAUUAUUUGUUCUUGUCAGACACGGUUAUCUGUCAGAUCUUGAAGAGUUUUGUUUUUUUUUAUCAAAGGAUUUUGUGCUGCUAAUGUGAUCAGUUUGGCAACGCCAUCCUGUUAAAGCUUUAGAACAGUUCCUUUUUUAUUAUUAUUAUUUAUGGUUCAUCAUUAAUCUGGAUUGGUGCAAGCUUUUCUGUCUAGUCCACAAGUUGACACUUUUAUGAAUGGGGUAUUUUUAAAGGCACACUGAAUAUCUGAAACCCCUAUACUGAUUUCCCUCAGAUGAUAUAUCGGAUUUCCCUGGCAGAUAAAGUCAUUUUAUUGUUUUUUUUCUGAAGAUUUUAUGGCUUGGAUUAAGUUUUAGGGUUGUCAAAAAAAAAAAGACUUGAUUGUCAUCAUUGGACCCCAGGAGCCUGCCCAGGAGAAACUGAAGAUUUAUGUGUGUCUACCUGCCCAGCUGACCACAAGACCAUUUAACCAUGUUGGCCUGCCUUCAGAGAACCCAGAAUCCACCAGUGAAGCACGUCAUAUGUGCAAAUAAGAGUAUAGAGCCUCGAAAGUGUGAAACCGUAACGCCAAUGCAGAGUGCUCGAUAUCCCAGCCCAGCAGAGCUAGAUGCAUAUGCACAGAAAGUGGCUAAUAACCCCUUGACCAUUAAGAUCUUCCCUACGAACAUCAGGGUUCCCCAGCACAAGCACCUUAAUCGGACUGUGAAUGGUUAUGACACUACAGGUCAGCGAUACAGCCCUUACCCAAUGCACACAGGUGGAUAUCAAGGUCUGCUGGCCAUUGUGAAAUCAGCUAGUAAGAGCGUGGUGAAAAAUGCAGAGGGUAAACGGACUAAGAUAUCUUCUGCACAGGCUGCUGUUGCUCCAUACCCAUUGUCAAGCACUUUAACACAAAGCCAAACCUGCAAUGGACAGCUGAACUACCUUGGGAGUCAGAAGCAGCUGGAUGUUCCUCCUAAUGUCACAGUAGCAGCCUCGGUCAUUCCACUGAGCAGCAGAAAUUUGGCACUUCAACAAUCUAAUUUGCCCUCUAUCCAGAGUAUCAUUUACCAGAUUAACCAGCAGUGCCAGGCUCAAGCCUCUCACCAGGCCUGCCAAGGGGUAGUGGUUACGAAUUCUAGUCCAUCGAAGCAGGGAAUGGCUAAUGGCUACGCUUCCAUGACCGGGAAUGCUGUGGCCUACUCUGGGACUGUUUUGCAAGAUUGCAGAGUAGGCAGCGAACUUGCUCUGGGUUCUGUUCCUGUAGUAACUAAAACUGGAUCCUACCAAGAAGGCAUGGACUAUCUGAUUUGGCAACAGAAGCAACAGCAACUGCGAAUCUAUAGUGGGGGCAGUGGUGGGGGUGGGGCAAUUAGCAAAUCUCCUGAAGUUUGCCAUGGAGUCUCCCGCCCCUAUACUCUUGCUAGUGCCGUUGAAAAAGUCAGCUCCUCUCCUUUGAACUGUGUUGGCAUGCAUGGUAACUUUUCUGUCGGGCAGUAUUUUGCCCCUCCUUGGAACAGCAUCUUGGUCACACCCAACAGUGACUGUUACAAUCCACAGGAACUUGCCAAUGGGCACAGAGAAUUGGGAGUCCAUCCAUCUGAUGGGUUAACAAGUAUCCCCAGCAAGACCCUUUGUAAUACCUCGAUACUUAGCAGUAGCCUUCAGUCUUUGGAGUAUCUCAUCAAUGACAUUCGUCCACCCUGUAUCAAAGAGCAGAUGCUUGGCAAGGGUUAUGAGACAGUGUCUGUGCCAAGGCUUCUAGAUCAUCAGCAUGCUCACAUCCGUUUGCCUAUUUACAGAUAGAAAGCCCUGCCCUUUUCUCUUAUAAAGUGAUCAACGGUACACUGGUUCCGCAUACUAACAUAUGCUAUUUAGCUUGAAAAGGCAUGUUUCAUAAGGGCAGAGGGCAGGGCUUUUGAUGGGUAAACUGCACCACCACCACCAACAGGAAUGCAGAGUACCAGGAGCACUCCAGUGGCCAAACUGCUCCAUCUGUUCAAGUGUGAAGUGCACUGCCAGUGCCCAAAUCCUUCUGGCGCCUUAUAUGUUAAUUCAGAUCUAGUUAUUUUCUGUAAAUGAAAUGUACGAGAAUAGCUUGGCCUAAAACUGAUUCCAUCUCUAUGUCCUGGGCUGCUGUAGUGGUGGGAAGCUGCCAGUUGUACCCACAGGGGUCUGAAUAAAAUCAGGUUCAACUCCCUAAAUGAUCUUGAUUUUCCUUUCUAAUCAAAAUGACCAAGAUAUAUGUGUAUAUAUGCAUAUUAAUUUAAAUACAAUUAGCAAGGUUUGAUUCAAAAACUGAAAAGAAAAGUCUGACCAUCAUAGCAGAUAAUGAAGUUGCUAGAGAAUUUAUUUAUUUAUUUGUUGUUCGGGUUUUUUGUUUUUUUUUUAUCUAAUUCUGUCUACUACAUUCCUCCACUGCCACUCCAGGCUGCCUGUUUAAAGGGAAAAUCCCAUGAUAACAUUUUAUUGUCCACCAAUCUCUCCACCAGCCAUUGCCUCCCAUAUUGCUGUUGGUCAGCUGUGAUGUCAUGUGACUAUUGGAUUUUAAUGUGCAUAUCCACCACCCAAGAAUUGACCUUUUAGGCAAAAAUCUGCAAGGUAGUGAGGUAGAAGGCAUCACCUCUCAUUGGGCUGUUUUACAUGACAAAUGGUGCAACAGCACUAUGUGCUGAAACACACAAAUAUUGCCUUGUGGCUUUAUUUCCUCUUUAAUUUGGGGUUUAGACCAUGCAUACAUAUUUAAAUAUCUUUUAUUCUGAUACAACUUGCACCUUUAUCAUUGUAUAGAUAGAUGGUUUAAUAAUGUAAUAUCAUAAAUCAAAUCUUUUAUUUAUUGUGAAUUAGAUCUAGAUAAGAGCUAGGGCACCUGCAGCCCUCCAGCUGUUGCUAAACAACAUCUUCCAGUACUGAGCAAGAAGUUAGAUAUGUGUUUAUAAGGUUUAUAUAUGCAUCUAAUGCUGUAGCUCUUAUGCGCAGUUGGACUGAGUUUAGGUUGUGCGCGCAGGUCACACGAAUAUAGAAACUAUAUAACUAUAGGAGGAUACAUAUUUGUAAUUGGGGAGGCUGGCAGUAGAUAUUCUAUGGGGCAGUUUAGUCUUUAGUUAGGAAGGCCAAGACUCCCAAAAUCUCAUUAUUCUCUGCCUAUAAUGGGAAGUACUGUAAUAAUGAGAAUUUGAGCUAAGAUUGUGUGCAAAAGAAAGAAAUCUUUAUUUAUAGACAUUUCUUUCACUUCUAAUAAUGCAUAGAAACCUAUAGCAAACAUCAAGUGUUUCUUGGCCAUGUUAGACCUUCUGACAUUAGCCCCUAAGCAUCUCUCAAACAUGGGAAACCCUAAAAUGGAAAUGACUCUCUUACCAAAUAUAGCAUAUACAUGCCCUUUAUUAUAUGGUUAGGAACUUCCAUCCAGCUCCUCUUCAAUCAAAGCAGAUACAUCUCAAUAAAACAGUGGCUAAACGGUCAUACAGAUUAACACGCAAAUAUGAAGAGCAUCUACCGGUAGAAAGAACCCUUUUUGGUGGGUAGGGUGCUAAACAGUGGAAGGACCAUCUGCCUGUGAUCCAAGAAACAUGCAGAACAACAGAUACACUGUAGAACACCACAAACUUGAAGUUGAUUUAUUGGCCCCAAAAACAGAUAUAUACAAUGCAGUGUUGAAGUCUUGCUUAUAGUUACAAAGCAAUUAAUUUUGACUGUAGCAUCUCUGUCACCUUAAAACAUAGGGUAUAUAUGAUUUGCUUGCAGAGUUCACAAUUGAUCUGGAUCAUGUCCCUUUAAUACAGAAGUUCUUUGAUUGGUUGGCUUGGAAGGCUUCUAUUUCUACACAUGCUGGAAGGUAUAUGUUAGGCUUCCAUGACUUGAUGGAAUAAUAUUACCUUAUAAAUGAAUAGUGAAAUAUAAUAAGGAUCCGUACACAAAGAAAUUUGAGGUCUAUGUCAUACCUUUUUGUUGCUUAAAAAAUGUGCCUCGAGAAACCAAAAAUCAAGUGAAACCUUACAAGAUUACAGUAAAGCUAUCACAUAUAAUGCUGUCUUUAUAAGGGCUAAUACCUAAUGAAUUUACCUGCCUUCACUGGUUUCCAGGGAUCCAAUGAUUUCAUACAACCACAGACAAUCAUGAAGCAUAAGAAAAGCCUAACAUUUCUUACUUAGUUUUUGUUUGAUUUUUUUAUUCUUUAUGAUGAAAUUUGUUAAAUUAAAAAAAAAAACACUUUUUAAUGAACUAAGCUGCUGUCGGUGUUUACUUCUAACAAUAUAGGAAUCCGACUCUGAGACUGCUGGGGGCCUAUAAGCUAUAGGAGGUCCAGAAAGCAUGAACUUAUUGGCAGUUUCCGUCUAGAAAAAUUUGCAACCCUGCUCAUAAUAGAGUCGGUGAGUCACGUGAUUUAAAUGUCAUCACUUUUAAGCACCAAUGAUAUGGAUGACAUCCCUAGGUACCAUUUAUAAGAGGACAGUAUAUGGUUAUUUAUGUGUAUUAAAUAUAAGCACACUGGAGGGUUCAGUUUAAUUAAUAAACACACUCACUACCUUAAUUUCAGCUGAAAUAAACUGUGGGUACCAGCGUGCAGCAGAUGUGGAAUUGGAACCUGACAUUUGGCAAAUAAGGGCUGUGAUUGGCUAUGUGGUGGAUGCAUUUGAAGUGCUUUGUUUUGGCAGUAAACUCCUAGCACUAUGGCUCCAAAACUUCCUCCAAGACAGGAAUUUAAAGAUGAAUACCACUGGGAGCAAUAUCAAAGACUUGAGGCCACUGGUUGAGGGUUUCUGGGUACACAGCAUGCUAAAAGUGAAAUUUUUAGCCAUCUAUACAGAAAUAAACCAACUCAAAGAAGGACCUAGUAAGUUUUUCAAUGUACAGAACUUAAAUGUCUAUAUACACACUCAUCAGCAUGCAACAUCAUCAUGUGGCAGUGAAGGAAUGCAUGUGUAUCAUUAAGAGCAGAAUUGAUAAAAUACCUUUUGUUUUUCUCAUUGUUUCACUGAAACUCAAGCUAUGAUUUUGGCGAUUUUGUGUUCAGAACAAAGUACAGUAGUUUCCUAGAAUGUGAAAAGGGGAAAUAUGUGCAAAAGAUGCUGCUAUUUUGGAGACAACAGAAUAUAUCAAAUUCUCUUCUGUGCGGGAAAAGGUCAGACAAAUAAAAUAUAUAUAGUAACAAAAAAAUAUCUUAUAUUUAUAAAUACCAGGCCAAUGUUGCUUUAUUUUCUGGAAAAAUAAAAUACUCUUUGUCUUUUGUUCUCUGCUAAAUUCACAGACUGAGACUGGGUCAAAUAAGCAAAAUGUUAGGCUUAUGUUAACUUUCUUUUUGUUUGUUUUUUAAGUCCAUGACUUGCACUAGUAAGAAAAGAAUUAGAACUAAAAGAGAAUGACGGAGGAUAUAUAAAAUGAAAACUUGAAUAUAAUUUUUUUUGUAGUGUAAUAAUGUGUAAAAUUUACAUGUUGGCUGCUAAAAAAAAAAAAAAGAAACAACAAAAAAGCAGAAAAUCUUUCCUCGCGCUCUUUUUCUCUUUUGCUUGAGAAUAGCCUUUGAAAUCUUUGUAAUUUUUUUAUUUCUAUUUUAUCCCUCACAGACAAAAUGUUGAACUGGUUUCCUUGAUUGUUCAGUUUGCUUUCUAGGAGGAGCAAUAGGCCAGGAAUUGAGACAUUAGUGUUGUUAGAAUGUGCAAUCUGUGAAUCUGAAUCUUUCUCUUUGCUAAUCUCAGUUCCAGAAUCCUUUUUAUAUCAUGCAUUAAAUAAAAGAAUUACAUUUUCA
Xenopus laevis (African clawed frog) is the source of this 6261-nucleotide messenger RNA. RefSeq names its product family with sequence similarity 222 member A L homeolog (gene fam222a.L). The record is from RefSeq and is a predicted model, not a curated record. NCBI's taxonomy places the organism in Eukaryota, Metazoa, Chordata, Amphibia, Anura, Pipidae. The transcript has 3 exons. Bases 1008 to 2321 code for a protein of 437 amino acids.